This is a messenger RNA of Lates calcarifer (barramundi perch), 1914 nucleotides long. Its product is annotated as bile salt-activated lipase-like. Gene Ontology annotation, molecular function: triacylglycerol lipase activity; signaling receptor activity; neurexin family protein binding. Gene Ontology annotation, cellular component: postsynaptic specialization membrane; synapse; cell surface. The record is from RefSeq and is a predicted model, not a curated record. NCBI's taxonomy places the organism in Eukaryota, Metazoa, Chordata, Actinopteri, Centropomidae. Gene Ontology annotation, biological process: presynaptic membrane assembly; modulation of chemical synaptic transmission; chemical synaptic transmission.
AACAUGAGUAAACAGCUAUAUUUGCCAUUAAUUCUCUUGCAGGGGGGCUCUUGUGUAUAUAAGCACCUGGAGAGGUUCUCAUUGGUUUCUGGACAGCCAUGGAGAAACUGAAGAUUUUGUUGGCUGUUGUCCUGUCCCUGGGAACAGCCUCAGCAGCCUCUCUGGGUGUGGUGCAGACAGAAGGUGGCAGCGUUCGGGGACAAAAUAUCCCCCUCGGUCUUUUCCGCUCUGUGGAUGUUUUCAAAGGAAUUCCCUUUGCUGCCAAACCUGGAACCUUCGAGAAACCCAAACCUCACCCUGGCUGGGACGGUGUACUAAAGGCAACAAAGUUUGCCAAUAGAUGUCUCCAGAUCAGCAUGCUCCAGACUUCGACUUUUGGUAGUGAAGACUGCCUCUACCUCAACAUCUGGGUUCCUCAUGGCCGCCAUGUGUCAUCAAACCUGCCAGUGAUGAUUUGGUUUUACGGAGGGGGCUUCAUGGUCGGUGGCUCUAUGGGGCCAAAUUUUCUGAACAACUAUCUGUACAGUGGUCAGGAAAUUGCAGACAGGGGCAAUGUUAUUGUGGUGUCAGUGGGAUACCGUGUGGGAACACUGGGUUUCCUCAGCACAGGAGACUCUACCUUACCUGGGAACUAUGGUCUGUGGGACCAGCAUGCUGCCAUCGCCUGGGUGCACAGGAACAUCCGUUCAUUUGGAGGAGACCCUGAGAACAUCACCCUCUUUGGAGAGUCUGCAGGUGGCGCUAGUGUUAGCUUCCAGACCCUUACCCCCCACAACAAAGGGCUGUUCAAGAGAGCCAUCUCCCAGAGUGGUGUUGCGUUCUGCCCCUGGGCUUUCAGCAGGAACCCACGCAAGGUCGCAGAGGAGGUUGCUGUGAAGGUCGGCUGCCCCACCGAUGACAGGAUGGUGGCCUGUCUGAAAUCAACUGAUGCUGGGACUCUCACCAUGGCUUCUCCCCGCAUCCAACAAGGCUCCCCAGACUAUCCUGGUGUGAAAAACCUGCUCCUGUCUCCUGUUGUUGAUGGAGACUUCCUCCCUGAUCAGCCUGAGAACUUGUUCCACAACACUGCUGACAUAGACUACCUCGUAGGAGUUAAUGACAGUGACGGACACCUCUUCACUUCACAGGAUAUUCCUUCCCUUGGUAACAAGAAUGAAGAGACUCCUGUAGAAGAUGUAAAGCGGCUCCUUGCUGCUUAUACCAAGGAGAAGGGGCAAGCUGGUUUGGAGAUUGCCUUUGCUGAAUAUUCAUCCAACUGGGGAUCAACACCCAGUCAGGACACCAUAAAGAAAACUGCUGUGGACAUUGGGACAGAUUACAUCUUCCUAGUUCCCAUUCAGGCUGCCAUUUACCUGCAUGCUGCUAACGCCAGGUCUGGCCGUACCUACUCCUACCUGCUGUCUGAGCCUAGUUUAAUGGCUGGACCAGGCAAACCCUUCCAUGACUGGGUGGGAUCUGACCAUGCUGAUGAUCUGCAGUUUGUGUUUGGCAAACCCUUCACCACACCGAAGGCUUAUGGAGACAGACACAGAGACCUGUCUGGCUAUAUGAUCGCAUACUGGACUAACUUCGCCAGAACUGGAAAUCCCAACAAAGGAAACCUGAAGGUGCCUGUGGUCUGGCCUGAAUUUACCAGCACUGGACAACAGUUCCUGGACAUCAACGCUAAGAUGAACGAGAGCUCCGUUGGACAGGAAAUGAGGCUACGUUUUCUUCACCUUUGGCUCAACACCCUUCCCAGCCUUCCAUCGAUUCAGUGAUGCAUUUUUAGUUUGAUUAAGACACCAAUUAUACUAAUGAAAGAGUAUGUACAAUAAACUGUAUGACUGUAGAAACACUGUCUGUGGCUUUUUAUAUGGACCUGACUAUCUUCCAGAGGUGGUAGUCAUCAGCAUUGGAUGCUUAAUAAAAAAC